GGCCAAAUCGGAGCGGUUCAGAUGGUACCAAAUUCAUCAGUGGAGGAGACCCGCAACAUCAGUCAUUUGAAAACCUCAGGAGCUGGUCAGAUGUCCGUGCUCACGCAUUCCUUGGCCGGAAUGGACUUGGGUAGUGGCUUGAGUGCCACUGAGAACGAGUCACAAGUGAACUCCGGCCCCAGUCAUUUACAACCAGUCACACCGAACUCUACUCUGAUGACACUAGCAUCUUUGAUCUCCAUGAAUCCUGCAUUGGCUUCCUUAUCACUACCUUACACAGGUCAAAAUAUGGGAAAUACCACAGGUUCCGAUUUCGCUUCUACAGCCUCUGCCAUUUCCCCCGGCUUCUUAGCUGCAUUAGCUCAGUAUUUGAAUGUACAGCCACAUGUCUCGGGACAUCAAUCCGUCUCUCCAAUGCAACAGCUCGCAGAGACUGCUCAAUUGGCUGCACAAUUGGCAGCCAUGGUUGGUGCGCACAGUCCCGAUCAAACUCCGAUGCAGCCAGCUCAGGCUUUAGCCUUGGCUCAACUGGUUAUGUCUCAGGCCACCUCUCUCUCGGAACAGUCAUGGGCUUCCUUGUCCAAACGCGAUGCUACUACUGCUGAACACACCCCAGAUUCCAGUGUUGUGGACUCGGUAAACCGGCGGGUAGAGAAGAAUACAUCCGACGAACUCUCACGCAAUCGCGGGCAUAUUGUACAGGAUUCGGUUGGUGUGGGGGCUACGGGUGAUGAUUCGCGUUCGGAAAUCCAGUCAGUUUGGUCUGCCGGAUUCGGCACGAAUAAUGCUGGCAGUGUUGUUUCUCCACGAGCUGCGGACGGACGUGCCGUCACUAAAGGCAUUUCAGAUGCUCAGAUGAAUUGUGAUGCUGAUCGGACUCGUGAUUGUACAGUUCGCACCAGCGGCUCUACUGUUGCCGCCUUUUCUACUCCUAGAUCACAGGCGAAAGGUCAGUCAAAGGCAGCUACACAGCGACCCACAGCCAACCUUUCAUCCGGCAAGUGCCAAAAUGGGCUCAUACCCGGCUCAACUCGAGACGUCCAUGCUACUACUGGCGUGCCGGAGGGAUCAAAUUCCAUACCGUCUACUAUGAACACAAACACACCUAAUGCAAAUUGGCGUUGGCCAGCGGGAUCGACUUUGCCAGAUAGUAUGAAGAAAACUGACCAACUUGGGGCUGUUGAUCGAGAUCCAGGCCAAAAAUCUAGUCCUUCCGCGAAACAACUCGCUAACCAAUGGGUGAACAAAGUCAAGCAAACACCGGUCAAAUCAAAUGCAGCGGUAAGCGCACGGGGUGCCAGCGGUAACGGUGAUACUCGUAUCAACACAUCGUCCCAGCAAUCCAGUGGCAAAGGAGUGAACAAGGUUAUUGCCAGUCAGGCUAAACCCGCUGCACAGACCUCCCCGGCAAAUGGCAACAUUCGAUCUCCUCUGAAAUCUUCGGGAACCACACCGACAAAUCCUAACAAGUCGGUGCAUGUAGUAAGCACAACUGCUUCUCCUCAGCUCUCGGUUUCUUAUCAAGCCACAACGAUCGCUCUGGAUCCAGAUCGCACGGCAGAGCACGAACUAGAACAGUUGAUCCAGUGGUGCCAAACACGGCUGAGUUCAUUUCCUAUGCGCGAGAAAGUGGACAUUCCUACAGUUGUUGAAUUGCUGGCCACCCUGGAUGCACCGUACGAGGUUGAGCGUAUGGUCCAAACAUUCCUUGGUGAAUCAGCCCGUACCAGUCAGUUUGUGAAGGAUUUCCUCGAUCAUCGCCGGCCAUUCUGGCAGUUGCAUCGGGAACGGCGUGAGCGAGAGAGUCAGGUGAAAUCGAGUUCCAAAUCACAAUCGGGAAGCAGUCAUGUACAAUCCAACGGACCGCGAUCGGGAGAUAAAAAGAAGCGGACGACGCAUGCCCAAGAUAACACUGGUCGAAUUACCUCAACCUCCGGUUGUAACGGUGGUCUUGCCUGGCAUAUGGUGGGCAGUUCGAACCAGGGCAAUCACACAGAUCCAACACAGGAUAACGAGGUCAGUUCCUGA
Molecule: messenger RNA, 2028 nt
Organism: Echinostoma caproni
Lineage: Eukaryota; Metazoa; Platyhelminthes; Trematoda; Plagiorchiida; Echinostomatidae
Source: the annotation of a GenBank genome assembly